Penicillium daleae is the source of this 1740-nucleotide messenger RNA. Its product is annotated as cytochrome P450. Gene Ontology annotation, molecular function: oxidoreductase activity, acting on paired donors, with incorporation or reduction of molecular oxygen; monooxygenase activity; iron ion binding. Lineage: Eukaryota; Fungi; Ascomycota; Eurotiomycetes; Eurotiales; Aspergillaceae. The record is from RefSeq and is a predicted model, not a curated record. The transcript has a single exon. Bases 1 to 1740 code for a protein of 579 amino acids.
AUGCCCAUCCCCAGCGGCACAUCACCAAAUCUUAAUCCUUCAUUCUACUUGAUCGGAGAUGACCUCUCAACCGCUCAGUCGGUUACACUUGACGCAAAAUGGAAACUUGAAGAUGUGAAACGAGCUGUUGGUGGUUUCUUCCACGUGGCUCAGCCAUUAGGUAGGCAUCUGUCAAUGAAUAUAAAGUCUUCUUGGCUAACAUCAACAGGUCUGAGCUUCCACGUCGGUGAUAGCAACCAAGAGCUUACCACAGUUGACGAAAUCCUCUGCACACCUUCAUCCACCAAUCCUAUCGGCCUCCGUGUCGAUGGUCAAGCAGUCCAAAGUCCCCAGGGCCCCGAGGGUCUUCCACUCGUCGGCAGUUUCUAUGAAAUCUUCCCUGAUCACCUCGGAAAUCACUAUCGUCUCUUUCGCAAAUACGGCCAUGUCAUCAAAACCUCCAACAUGGGAAAGACGACAUACCUCACCGAUAGCCCCGAGGUAGCAGCCGUAGCCCUCGCCGAAUCAGCCUACAUGACGAAAAAGAUCAAUGAGAACCAUCCCCUCUGGGGUGUGAAAGACAACACUGCCAUCUUCAUUGGAGACACUGAGACAGAGAACUGGCGUCUGGCACACAAGUUCCUCCCACCCGCCAUGGGACCCAAGGCUGUGAGGCACUAUACGCCGCUGAUGCAGGAGUGUGCCCGCAAGUCAUUCGCCGUGUUCGAUGAACUUGACAACCGCAGUCAGUCUUGGAAUGUGUAUCAGUAUAUGGUGAAGCUUGCCUCGCAGACCAUCGGCAAGUUCUCACUUGGCACGGACUUUGAACACUUCACCCACGUUGAUGCCCCAUUGCAUCCCAUCGUGACGAACAUUGCAAAUCUACUUUCUCUCAACAAGAAGAUUACUGCCCGUGGUGAAUGGUAUCGACAUCUUCCCUUUGGAGAUCCUGCGCGGUUGAAGACUGUUCAGAAGACUAUCUACUCUCUUUUGCAAGAGCAGAUUGACCGUGUAAAGGGCUCUGGUAUUGCCGGAAUGCCGAUGAACGAGGCUGCCAUCAACGCCUCUUGCGUGGUGGACUACCUACUCAACGCGGUCGAUGAGUCUGGCGAGAAGUUCCCCGAGGGCCUGGUCUUGGCCAACAUGCUGAUCGUCACGGGCGCGGGCUUCACGACUACAUCUGCGUUAAUGUCCUGGCUAAUAUACUGUCUGGUCAAAUACGAGGGCACCCAAGACCGACUAUACGAAGAGCUAUGCGAGGCUGGUAUAGCCAACGCCAAAGAACCAGUGACCUGGACUCCCGAGCUGGCACAUAGCCUGUCAUAUCUUGACUGUUUUGUCAAAGAGACGCAACGUUUACACAAUGCCUCUUUCCAGCCCGGUCGUACGACAAAGACAGACGUCGUCUUGCCUGGUGGGUACCGUCUUCCUGCAGACAGCGUAAUUGUUCCUGCGCUGUACGCAAUCCACACGAACCCAGAGGUAUGGCGCGAUCCCUUCCGCUUCGACCCUGGCCGAUGGACAAGCGAUGAAGUCAAGAAUAAGCAUCGGUGUGCGUAUAUUCCCUUCGCAACUGGUCCUCGUGGCUGCAUUGGUUUCAAUUUUGCGCUGUUGGAGGUUAAGAUCUUGUUAUCGGAGCUCGUGUCUCGGUAUGAGUUCUUCAAAGAGGGAUUGGAUGCGGUUGAGUAUGAUCCUGAGUUCCAGUUGAUUCGCCCGUUGAACUUUUAUGUGCGAGCCAAGAAGAGAGCGGGGGUUGAAUAG